Messenger RNA from Prunus armeniaca (apricot), 1353 nucleotides. The record is from the annotation of a GenBank genome assembly. Lineage: Eukaryota; Viridiplantae; Streptophyta; Magnoliopsida; Rosales; Rosaceae.
AUGGAAAAGAAAACACAGAGUAGUCAAAGGUUGGUUUUAUUCCCAUGUCCAUACCAAGGCCACAUUAACCCAAUGCUUCAGUUGGGUACCUUCCUUCACUCAAAGGGCUUUUCCAUUACAGUUGUUCACACCCAUUUCAACUCUCCUAACCCUUCAAACCACCCUGAAUUCACCUUUUUUCCAAUACCAGAUGGCUUAACUGCUGAUGAGAUAUCAUCUGGGAAUAUAAUGGCCAUUCUGUUGGCUCUUAAUGCCAAUUGCAAAGCGAGUUUUGAACAAACCUUGACUGAAGUGAUGGAAAAAGAACCGCAGAAUAAAAUCAUCUGCAUCAUCCAUGAUGACAUCAUGUACUUCUCUGAAGCUGUGGCUCGUCAUCUAAACAUUCCAAGCAUCAUGUUACGCACUACCAGUGUUACAAAUUUUCUUGCUCGCAGUGCCGUCCUACAACUUCAUUCAGAAGAUCACCUUCCAUUCCCAGACACUCUGUCACUGAAUCCGGUGCCCCAGUUUCAUCCCCUCAGGUUCAAGGAUCUGCCCACCUCCAACUUGGACACAUUUGAAAACUAUUCAAAACUAGCCAUUAAUGCGGGCAAUGUUAGGACGGCCUCAGCCAUCAUUUGGAACACCGUGGAUUGCCUUGAACAAUCAUCACUAGCACAGAUCCAGCAACAAUGUCAAGUUCCAAUCUUCUCUAUAGGUCCUCUUCACAAGAUUGCACCAGCAGCCUCCAGUAGUUUACUAGAAGAGGACACCAGCUGCAUAGCGUGGCUCGAAAAACAAUCUCAUAAGUCAGUUAUCUAUGUCAGCUUGGGGAGUGUAGCAUCCAUCGGUGAGAAGGAACUAGGUGAAAUGGCUUGGGGAUUAGCUAACAGCAAUCAACCUUUCUUGUGGGUGAUCAGACCUGGCUCAAUUUGUGGUUUAAAUUGGAAUGAGACAUUGCCUCAAGGUUUCAUAGAAGCUGUUGGAGAAAGAGGUUGCAUUGUCAAAUGGGCACCCCAAAGAGAAGUUUUGGCUCAUGGCGCGGUGGGUGGAUUUUGGAGCCAUUGCGGUUGGAACUCAACCCUAGAAAGUUUAUCUGAAGGUGUUCCAAUGAUAUGCACACCGAGUUUUGGCGAUCAGAAGGUGCACGCAAGGUAUAUCAGCCAAGUAUGGAGAGUAGGCGUACAAUUGGAGAAUGAGUUAGAAAGAGGAGAGAUAGAGAGAGCUGUGAGAACACUGAUGGUAGAUGAUGAUGGGGAGGCGAUGAGGAUAAGGGCCAAAGAUUUGAAGGAGAAAAUAGAAGUUUGUAUGAAGAAGGGUGGCUCUUCUUACAGUUUCUUGAAUAAGCUCGUGGAGCUUAUCAUGUCAUUGUAA